This is a messenger RNA of Elaeis guineensis (African oil palm), 824 nucleotides long. The record is from RefSeq and is a predicted model, not a curated record. NCBI's taxonomy places the organism in Eukaryota, Viridiplantae, Streptophyta, Magnoliopsida, Arecales, Arecaceae.
CUCGAUCCCAUGGUGGAAGCUAACAGAAUGGAUAAGACGAUAAACAGCAGCCAAGAGGCUGCGGUGAGGAAGGGCCCAUGGACCAUGGAGGAAGACCUCAUCUUAAUCAACUACAUAGCAAACCAUGGUGAGGGUGUUUGGAACAACCUUGCUCGGUCUGCAGGUUUGAAUCGCACGGGGAAGAGCUGCCGGCUACGGUGGCUGAACUAUCUGAAGCCUGAUGUCCGGCGUGGAAACAUCACGCCAGAGGAGCAGCUGCUGAUCAUGGAUCUCCAUGCUAGAUGGGGAAAUAGGUGGUCAAAAAUUGCGAAACAGCUGCCUGGGAGGACUGACAACGAGAUAAAGAACUACUGGAGGACAAGAAUACAAAAGAAGGUUAAGCAUGGCGAAUCCUUUGACUACCAGCAUGCGAUGGUUACUGAUGAAGCUAGUACCAGUACUACCAGUACGAGCCAAACAAACAGUGUUGAAGAUGUUGCGCCUCAGCCGAGUUACACUGAGCACCAGGCUACCGAUCCUCAUGCACUUGCACCUCCUUUCUCGAGUACUGAAUCCAGCGAUAACUUCUGGACCGUCGAGGACUUCUGGUCGAUGCAUUCACUCAAUGGCGAUUAAAUAAAGGGAGAUCGUGCUUAUGGAUAAUACUGCUGAUGGUAAUUAUCCUUUAGUAUCAUAAUGUUGCACCAAGUACUUGUACAAUAUAACUAUGGUUAAGCGUACGUAAGGACCGUGAGAUAUAAUUAAUGAUCAUGCUUGGUUUCUAUUAGUUAUAAGUUCGGUGUAAGUGAUUGGUUUUAAUUAUGAUUACAAGAUAUGAUGGUUAA